UUACUGCAGUUUCCAGUUUUCCACUUCCAGUUGUCGAUAGAAUUCGUGUCGUGAUGGUUUGUGCUUUGCAUCCCGUAUAUUUGCAGACCUAAUUGUUAAUAUCAAAGCGUUGUUACUAAAGUAAUAGUACACUAUACGUAACCUCAGCAAGAUCUCAAACAAAUUUGUGAAAGGUAUAAUAAAAUGUCGCAUUUUAAUACCUUCUCAACAAUUUGACGUAGUGUCAUAUCGUUUCGCAAGUAGUUUUUGUCAGAGGUGUUUUAUUUGUGUUCGGUUUCGUGAAAAACAUCGGUCGGGUGUAAUUUUUUGUGCAAAUUGUGCAGUGUGUGUAUAAAGAGCUUUGUUUGUGUCGUAUUUCUGUGUUGGAUAACGGUAUUAUAGUGAAAGUCGGCUGGGUGUUUGUGUUCUUCCAUUCCAAAACUAAAAAUGCUGGAAGCCUGUUUGCGCCCCAGUGUUGUUUCCACAAAGGGAGACAAAGGGGCAAAGUUUCCAGCCAUAUCAUAUUCAUAAUGGGGAAUUCCGAUCAGCGGCAGCCCCACACCGCCGCCGACCAUGUUGCGUCCGGAAUCGCCGCUCGCUGACCACCGCAGCCUACUGCCCCGGCGGCUGCUGCCCACGAAGGCGCAGAUAGCCCCCGCAGACAAGAAGAAGAACAGAAGAUCUCUAGAACUCAACCCUCCAUCGAACGACCACGCGCCGUACGACUACCCGAAACUCCUGAUCUCAAAAACCACUGACUCCCUAAAUGCAGAGUGUCCGCGCAAACUAAUCAAUAAGCAAGAUUCCUCCGAGAGUCUCAAAAGAGGACUUCUGGCUAAAGACGAUAAAAAAUGCGCUUUAAAAGACGCAGAUAAGAAAGCGAUCGCGAAGCAAGACUCCAGCGAGAGCUUGAAAAAGGCGUUGUUAUGUCGCCAGGACUCCAAUGACAGUGCGAAAAGGAGGGAGUCCGAUCCGAAAUGGGUGCAGAGACAGGAGGAGAGUAAGAGGAGUUUGGAGGUGAAACGUGAAAACAAGAAGGGUUUGUUGGAGACUGAUAUAGAUGACGCUUGUAAACGGAUAUACGAGAGACGGACGGGGUGCGCGCGGCCGACUUUACCGCCGGUUGCCGAAAAGGGCGUAUCCCCGAAGUCCCCCAACGGAAGCCCUUUAACUCCAGGCGUAGCCGCAGUUGCUGAAGGCGUGGUUAGGUGGGGAAGUGGAAUUUUGUCUCCGAAAGAGGAACCGAGACUAAGGCCCGCCAGAAGCUGGUACGGUUACGGGACUCUUCCGACGGACAACGACAAGAUGGGAGCAGGCGUGAACGGUCCAGGUGGUCGGCGGGCCCUGGAGCUGAUCCUAAGUGGGGGGCUCAAGUCUUUAGCGAGGCCUGCCAAGCCGGUCAGGAGGGCCGCUUCGAGAGACUCGGUUCUGUCUCAACCCCAACCUCUACUUGAAGGUCUCAGAAAGUGUUCGACAGUGCUCGCGCUGACAGACCGAGAGAAGGCGCCAGAACCGAUCAGGGCCCACAACCGACUGCGCGCACCUUCCGUCUGCUCCCGCUGUUCUUCGUUGUUGUCCCUCGCCGGCGCUGGAGGGUCCAGGUACUCCCUGGACGGCGCCGGGGGUGGAUUCGUCCCCACCGCGCCGAUAAACUGCAAGCUGUGCCUGGAAGAUGCCACCCCUGACAAGACCACCGUCAUAUCCGGUUGCGGCUGUUCCUUUUGCACCAGGUGCAUGAAAGCGUACGUGGAGUUCGAAGUAUGCAACGGCGCGUACGAAGUGUCCUGCCCCGACGACCGCUGCUCGGCCGGCGCGGCGCUGUCGCUCGACGAGAUCUCCCACCUCGUCGCGCCCGCGGUCAUGGAGAAGCAUCUCAAGUUCCGGCUCAACCACGAGGUGGCGAUGGACGCGAUGCGAGCGUUUUGCCCCAGACCCGGCUGCGAUACAGUUGUCCCCGUGCGAGCCGCCAGCCCCGCGCAUUGCCCCACGUGUCGACAUGACUUCUGCUCGCAGUGUAAUCAGGAGUGGCACGGCGGGCUGUCGUGCGAGGCGGCGGCGGCGUCGUCGUCCGCGGGCGGUGCUGGCGCGCCCCUGCUGCCGGACUCCGAGCUGAUCAAGCUGUGUCCCAUGUGCCGCGUGCCCAUCGAGAAGGACGAGGGCUGUGCGCAGAUGAUGUGCAAGCGCUGCAAGCACGUGUUCUGCUGGUACUGCCUUGCUUCCUUAGAUGACGACUUCCUACUGCGGCACUACGACAAAGGGCCGUGCAAAAACAAGCUCGGUCACUCAAGGGCUUCAGUUUUAUGGCAUCGCGCUCAGGUGGUGGGUAUAUUUGCGGGUUUCGGUUUGCUGUUGCUCGUCGCGAGCCCUCUGCUGCUGCUCGCUGCACCCUGUAUCGUCUGCUGUAAGUGCAGACUAUGCAACCCGAACACAAAAAACCUCGAGGAAGUGGACGAAAUCGAAAGCAUCAGCCCCGGACGAGACGACGACGGCGACGAGACGAGGACGAGGUUCCUCUCCGACUGACGACGUCGCUAUUAGAUAAUGGACUCUAAUGCGAGGUAAUACGCACCUUUUUUGCGUACAAGAAUGGUUGGACAUAGAUAUAGGACUAAAGUUUGCAAUGGACUUGGUUGUCUGGAAACUUUUUAUGUCUAAAAUUCUAAUACAUAAAAUAUGUACCAACGAUAAAGUGGUUGUAUGUGUGUAUGUAUAUCUAUGUUGUAGUAUAUAUCAAUGACUGUAGAUUUUUUUUAAAUUGAUGCGAAGUUUUGACAUUUUGUAGGUAUUCACAGCUUCGAGCUCAUAUUCGAGCUUUUUCAUAUUAUGGCUUUUACGCAGCAGUUAAAAAUACCAACAUGCAAAUUUUCAUCCAAUCAGCAACGUGAUACCAACAUGCAGAUAUAUAUGUUGACCAAUCGCAGAGUUUGUUUAACAUGCGUUUUGUGAUUGGUCUAACAUAAAACAUAUUAUAUAGUCUUUAACAUCGUUCAAGUUCGCAUCAGUUUAGAAAAGUUUAUAAAUAUGAAAUUGACGGUAGAUUAACAAAAUAAACAUUACUGAUUGACAUGAAAAAUAUUGUAACUCGUGAAUUUUUGAUGACAUCAAUUCUCAUAUUCAAAACUUUAUAAAUAACAUUGAAAUUUUAAAUGUACUCUCAAUGUCAUCUGUAGUUAUGUAAAUAACACCAUAUAAAUAGUAAUUGUUUUUGUUCAUUUUUUGUUAUUUUGAAAUGAUUUUUAUUAUUUGAUUUGAGACCAGAAAAGGUUAAAUAGAUUUUGAAGGUACUUUGCUUAUUAUUUAACUGCCUGUAUUUUGAGGGUACAUUUAAAAGUGUAAUUUUUCCAUCUCACAAAGACCAUUUAACUUCUAUUGUUGUAGUAUCUAUGGACAGAUAUGUAAAAAUUUGACGUUAACACAUACAAUUUUAUGGUCUUCUUAUGACAGAUUCAGUUGAUAUUAAUUUGUGUACGUGUAAUAUUUUGAUAUGUCAUCGAAAUUAGAUUGAAUUGUAAUAUAUAUAUGUUGACGAUAGAGCAUAUUUUGACGUAAUAUAAUAUAUUCAUAUGGUAUGUGAUGGAUGUUCUGGUAUUACUUAGGCUAACAGUAAAUGUGGAGAAAUAACCAAUGAAAUUAUUGGGAUAUGACGCGAUACGGUGACCUGACCAAUCAAUUAAAUCGUCGUACGUAAAAGUGUAUAAUUAGACCAAUGAGAUUAUUGGGAUAUGACGUAAUAAAAUGUUGACGUCACCUGGCCAAUCAGUUUAUUCAACGAACGUUAAACUGUAUAAUAAUUAAACAGAUAUUUGAAUUGACUGCCGUUUGCGGUCUGCGGUGACUUAAGUAAUAUUCUGAAGUUGUUAUAGAAAUCUUGAUGUUUGUGAAUUUUAAAUAACUACAGUCUGCCUAGUGGCAGUUUAGAAUGUUUUCAUACUGUGACGAUCGCGUAACCGUAAACGCAAAUUUCUAAGGAAUUGAAACAGCGCCAUCUAGUGGCACUACUGCACAACUGUUUUAAUUCCUUGCAAAUUCGCGUCAACGGUUACGCAAUAGUCACAGUAUGAAAACAUUGAAAACUGCCACUAGGCAAUCUGAACAUUUUUUAACAGAUAAAAAAUAAUUAUUGUUCACAAUUUCCAUAGUCUGUAAUAGUAGAUGUUUGAUGUGACAGAGUACAAAAUAUGUCUGGAAUAUAAUUUGGAUUAGAACAGGACAUAAUUAACACAAGGGUUAGAAGAGUGAGAUUGAGAUCAAAUUCACCUACAUCCAGAAUCACAUUACAUACACCGUUUUUCAGUUUAAAGUGUGAUUCUAGGCAUAAUCAGUAAAAAACGUUUAUUGGCAUAGGAUCGAAUCCCGUGUUUAGUGUGUAUACGCCUUUAGAAUGCUUUGGGUAUCAGUGUUUGAAUAAACAAAACUCUUUCGCUAAAUUUUGCGUUACUCUAAAAGGUAAAUUAUAUUAAUCCGACGCAUACCUACAGAUAUUCACAAAUCGUCGUUAUAUAAUUAUUUAUUUAUAGAUGCAACUUCUUUAUAACUGGUUUGAGUACCAACCCGCACUACUGAAAAAUCGCAUCGCAAAAAAUUGAAGUUUGCGGUUUCUCCAAUAUGAAUAUAAUUCACUUUGAAUAUUGCAAAAUCUUUAACCGCAAAUGAAGUUACAGAGUUUUGUUUAUAAAGGUUGUAAUUUCGAGGUGCUGCCUUAUUUAAAAUAGCUAGAAGAUUAUUUUAGAAGGGCUAGCUAUAGUUAUAGCUUCAGUGGAUAUUGAGAAACUUCGUAUUGUAAAAUAACCUCAAAAGACUUGCAGUAGUGUUUUUAUAUAUACUAAGAUCUUCGUACAAAUAAUCACAAUUAUGUAUAAAUACGUAAUAAUUCUAGAAAGAAGACAAAUAGCGUUUUUGGAAAAUAUAAAUAGCAGAAUUACGAUAUUGCCAGGAGAGAAGGAGAUAACUUAGAGAAACUAGUGAUCACUGGCAAAUUGGAAGGAAAGAGAACCUCAUGGACGAUGCGUUAGUCUUAUUCGCGCCACUCUCGACACCAAGGUACAUCCACGACCCUCAUUGCUGAGGGUCAUGACUAACAUUAUCUUUAUACCAUAGAGAUUAUCCCACGAUUCUCUAAUCCUUUGAGAUUGCCUCUUACCAUAUUUACCACGUAACCGCACGCAUUACAAUCGGCAUACUGAAGAAAUUUUCGCUCCGUCGGUAGUGUGCGUUGGACCCUAAACUAAAUCCGACCAGAAAUGCUAUAUCCGCGUUAUGACCGGUCACCGGUAUGCGGGUAACUCUCAAUUUACUAAAAUUGUGGAUUUCUUCUGUGUUAACAUAUACUUAUGAAAUUUAUGUCCUGUGCGUUUAGAUUAGGAUAGUUCAAUGUAAAUUAUAUUAAUGAUAAUGAUUGAAGAAAUGUGAAAAAAAAUGUUUUCUCUAUUUAUUAUAACUCGCCACUCAUGUUUUCAUAAAAAAAAAUUAGAUUUGCUAAUUUCAAUUAAAUUAGCGUAUUAGUUAAACUAAUACAUAAAUUAUUAUCAUUUAAUGACCUUUCGAUAAAGAACAAUGUGACAAAAUGGGCCAACGUAGAUAGAUAUCGUGACUUAAUUAAAACUCAAAAUACGAUGAUAAGCAAAUGGUUUUUUUUAAAGGGUUAUUUUUCCAUUUUAACCUACUUCUAAUUGGAGAAGGUUCUUAUUUCAUAUUUAUUUGUUAUGUGUUGAUGUAUGAUGAUUGUGAAAUGAUUUUAAUAUUUUUUUUAUUAGAACCAGGGUAGUUCCCUAUUGAGGGCCAUUGAAAAGUUGAAGAAAUCUUUCGGUUUAAUUUUUCGGGUAAAAUUACAAAAAUAAUAUUUCAUAUAACUUCAUUAUUAUUAUAUAAAUCUAAAUAAACUGAAAAAAAUAUAUAGUUAUUAAAAAAGGAUAACACUUUAUUAUAUUAUAAUAUUAGGUAAUAAAUUAGUGGAGAAAUUAGCAUUUCUUAAAAUAGGUUUAACAAUAAAGAACUUAUCGAUCUGUGAAUGUGGGUAGUAACGAAAUAGACAGUAUUUUUGACGUUUAUUACAAAUUCAAAUUAAUAAAAUAAAUAUUUUCAAAUAUAGAACACUAAAUCUAAUUGUUAUUUUACAUACAAAAAUCAUAUUCGUAUUAAUAAGUACAAAAUGCUAAACGAAUGUAAAAUCAAAUGAAAUUAACAGUCAUUUGAAUGAUCCUUAUUUUUAAUUACUCUGUGUAGUUUAUAAUUGCCCGUCAACCUGUAUUGGAGCAGUAUGGUGGGUCUAGAUAAUAUCCCCAUAGAGGACUGUACAGGACCGUAAAAAGGCAUACAAUAAUGAUGACGAAUAAUUUGGUAUCAGCUUCUUCUUUGAGAUUUUAUAUGUUACGCUCAAAGAUUGAAAACGGUCAGUGAACGGAAAAAUAGCUCACAACGCGUCGUGGUCACAGUAAAACAUCCACAUGGCGAAAUUCUAUUCUAAUGUUAUGGCUCAGAUGAAAACGCGCACGACGCCUUGUGGCAAUCACAAGAAGAACAAAUAGCGAAAUUUGUGUCGUGGCUGACGUACUAUUCGAUCUCAACGCGUUGUAGCAAUGAAGAAAAGCAAUGACGCGUUCUGAGCAUUCAUUGUUUUAACCAUAUCACGACGGACAGGUUGUAAGUUGUCGGCUCGGGUGCAAAGCCGCAUUAAAACAUCAGUGUUAUUCAUUUCUUUUCUGUUUAGAGUGAAUUUUAAUGUCAACCUGUACCCAUCGAUCGUAGAUCGUUAGAUGGACCUCAAAGUGUCGCGGAAUUGUCAUUGGUUUCGCACAUUGAGUACGUCAUCACUCGUAACACAUUUCUCUUUAUUCAUGUUGUGGCUUGCGUUUUUACACUUCCAAAAUGAACACGUAGGCAUAAUUAAGGGAUUAAAAUAAGAAAAUACAGUAAAUACUUUUUUAGGUCCACGUCGACUCAAAGCAUGCGCUUGUUACGUACUAAGAUAAGAUGUGCGUGCACGUCUUUGGGUAAUGACAUAAAAUUGUGCGUUCUCUAAUAUGGAGGGGCCCAUCUAACGAUUUAUAUCGAUGCCUGUACCUGUACAUGUACAAGCUUUCUUGUAAUAUACUGUUUAAUUUGUAUUUCUUAUUAAUAUUACUUCUAAAUUAUAUGCUCAAUGCAAAUACUGCAUAUUUGUAAUUCUUGUUUUUUUUUUUUUUAAUUUUAAUAACAGCGACUUAUUGUGUAAAUGAUGACUGAAAUUUAUGUAAGAGUUAGAGACUGAUGAAUGAGAUAGAUCGAGUAUGAUUUUGACAACGAUUUUGUGCAGGGUUUUAGGGAAUACCGUCGCAUACUUGAGCGACUUGGCAUGCCGUCGCAUACUUGAGCGACUUGGCAUGCCGUCGCAUACUUGAGCGACUUGGCAUACCGUCGCAUACUUGAGCGACUUGGCAUACCGUCGCAUACUUGAGCGACUUGGCAUACCGUCGCAUACUUGAGUGACUUGGCAUACCGUCGCAUACUUGAGCGGCUUGGCAUACCGUCGCAUACUUGAGCGACUUGGCAUACCGUCGCAUACUUAUGCGACUUGGCAUACCGUUGCUUUUGAGCGACUUGGCAUACCGUCGCAUACUUAGCGAAUUGGCAUACCGUCGCAUACUUGAGCGACUUGGCAUACCGUCGCAUACUUAGCGAAUUGGCAUACCGUCGCAUACUUGAGCGACUUGGCAUACCGUCGCAUACUUGAGCGACUUGGCAUACCGUCGCAUGUUUUACCCUAAAACCCUGUAAAAGCGUGAAUAUAAUAUUAUAGUACCCUCAAACAACGAAUAGGGUAAAAUAGACCAAAUUUUGAAUGGCAUUUUUUAAGUUUAAAUCUUACGAGUAAGAUACAUUUACAUUCAACAAGUCAUCGUGAAUCUGAUACAGUUUUUAGAGAAGCUUUCAAAAUUUGGCUCUACAAAUAGUUUUUGUACUUUAGGAUUAUUGAUUCAGAUUAUAGUUUCUUCAAUAUCAAUAUGUACUCAGUGCUAUGUCAACUAUGACGUCACUAAAGUUUUCUGAAUCAUACCUAAAUAAAAUUUAAUAUAGAAAUGUUGUUUUGAUAAAAAAAAAAUACUUAACAUAAGUACUUCUUAAGUUAUUCGUGCGUAAAAGGGCAAAUGAUAUUUUUAUAACUGAAAAAAAAACAUACAACAAAAUAAGUAAUGUUAGUGCGCCUGGCGUGCAUUUUUUAGUUUUUAGAAAUCUUGAAAACAUUUUGAAAGUGAAAGCUGAAGUGGUAAAUAAAAGUUACUUUUCAAAUUUCGAUUGAAAUCAUAAAAGAAAUAUAUCGUUGUUUUUCAAACUUGGAAUUACUAAAGCCAACCACACACAAUCAAAUUACCACAAAACCUCGCUUAGUGAUGUGAAAGUGAAAAGAUGUAUCGAAAUAUGGUUAUGUCGUUUGACCUUGUGUAGGUAGCUUAUAGCAAAAUCGCGUAUUAACAAAAGGAAACUGCCCAAAAUAUUAAUUGAAUAUGUUUUAUGUUAAUUUUGACUAUACCAGAUAUGACGAUUCACUCGUGUUGGUCAUUUGAAUAGAGGGUAACUUUUUUGUCUAAUGAAUAAUCGGCUUUGGCCGAGCAGAAAAAGUGAAGUGUGUAUAUUGUAACUGCAAUGCAGUGAGAGACAAUGCAUUAUUGUAUUUAUAUUAUAGUCUAUAUUUUAUUUUUUUGUAAAUUACCUGUGAUUGCUAUGUCAUAUAUGUAGGGUAAGCUACGCGCAAACCAGAACUUUAAAAGAUGUAGAUGGUAUUUUAAUUUUUUAAACUAUUUUAAAACUAUUUUAAUAGUCCCAUUAAUUAUAAAAAUAGGUACUUUUUAUUUUGAUUAUUCGGACUAACAGCCAGACAACAUUUUUUAGAAAAGUUCGUGUUUUGAAUAUCGUGUUAUCUAUAGGAUAAGGAAAAGUUAUUUUGAAAUCACAGAGAGACACUUUAAUUAUAUUACGAUGGUUACUGACUCACGAGAAUGAGCCGAGCCGUCAUGCACGCAGCGACCAACACGCGAUCAGUUCUAGCCAUUGCCGCUGCAAGAUCGCGAGAAUAAUUGAUGGUAUAUGGCUGAUAUAUACAGUUCGUUCGGUUCGGUGUUGCGCAUAGCUUAAUACGCUGGGAACCGCCAAGCUGUGCACCGCUUUUCCUACGUGCCCUCACACGAGAGCCUUAAAUCGUAAUUUAUUGAUAGGAAUGUGCGGUAGAACCACUUUUAUUAGUUACACCGAUAUUAUUCGUAUGCAUAGAAAUAAUAUCCUUCACUGUUUAUUUUACUUGAAUAUGUAUACAGAGCUUUUCCCCUUCUGACGCACGCUCAGACCAAUUACUUUUGGACUUGUAUUUUGGAUUUAUUUCGCACUCAAAUUUACCAACAAAAUUAUCUGUCGUUUUUUGCGGGGGACGAGGUAAACUCGCACAUCGAAAGUAUUAACAAAAAUAAAUAUGUCACGUGUCCUACACUAUACACAACUAUAAAUUUAAAUCGUAAUGCACACACGUGUAAUUUAAACACAAUGAAACAUCUAUUCUGUAGACGCAGUUUGUAUAAUAACGUUGGAUCGUGAUCAUAUACUUUUGACAGAGUAACGUCUAGCGAGGCAGGUCCUAUGGUAAUUGGUCUGAGGCCGCAUGCGAUGUGUCACAGUUCUCACUCGAAAGUGAAUUAUUUGGUCCUUUUUAAUUGAGCAGAGUAAUUAAAUUUUUGAAUAUUAUUAUCAGUUAUCUGAUUUGUUUUACAAAUUGGACGCAAAAUUGAAGAUAUACAUAUACGUUAACAAAAUAUUUGCCAUUUCUAUUAAGGGUCAUGGCUCAUUUAAGCCGCCCAGCACACUAAACUGGUUAAAGAUUAUAAAAAAAUGCUAUAAUAAAUAAUAAUAAUAAUAUAAAGUAUCACGUAAAAUGGCAUGUAGAUACAAUCUAUAAAAAAUAUAAAAUAUUGCUGUAACUAAUAACUAUGGGAAUACUGUAACCAAAAUAUUAAUUUAUUGUAAAUAAGGAUUUAAUUAAUCUUGUACUUAAUAGAAUGAGGAUCGAUGGAUGAAAUUUGUUUUUUUUUUAUUUUCUAUCGUCAAUUUUUGUUAAAUUUUUAAUGAAUUUUUUACAAGUUGUAAUUAAAACAAAUAUCUUUGCCUACUUUGACAUUGUGAUUCAAAUCAUCAUUUUAACUGAUAAAUAAAAAAUAUUGUGUGUUCGACCUUUAUGUAUGUUCCCAGUUGUAUACAACCAGAAUUUAAUAUUUAAAAUAAUUAGGUAGGUACUCGGUUAUUUAUUGAAAUCAAUAUUAAAUUCAUGGGAAAGUGAGUUUUUUAGAUGGAUCACUCAUUCAUAUAUAGAUAUUAGAUACAUAUAUUUGUAUCAAAACUGAUUCCAUCUAUCCUCCAUAGCUUGUUGUAGCAAGCUAGUUGAAGCAUUUCGUAGAAUUAAAUGGAAAUUGUCUGUAGUAGGUAUAGGUUAAAAAGUUAAGCGAUUAAUAGUUUCUUAAUAAGUUAUCACUCGUCGUUGUAAAAUAAAUAUACUAUAUAUUUUCAAAGGUUGUCAUUGUACUUUUUUGUUUUUGUAAAAAAAAAAAUAAACACUUAUUAGAAUAUUUCAGAAUGUGAUGUAAAUAGUUAUAUGUGGAAAUUAUUAACAAUGAUUUUCUUAAAGCAUUAUUUGUAUAGAUGGUGUGCAACUUAUUGGACACUUCUUGGGAACAUGCUUGGUGAGAGGAAGGAGGGGAAGCCCUGAUAUCUAAGCUUACGUCAGCCGCUUCAUCAUCAUCAUCAUCAUUUUUCUUUUCUUCUCUUCUUUUUUUUUCUUCUUCUCUUCUUUUUUUUUAUUUUUAAUAUGGUCACUGCGCAACAUUAGCAAUUGAAUUCCGCAUCACAGUGGAGCAAUUUAACGAUGCCUAGUCCGUGGUAACGUAACGUCUCAUGCCUCAUGGACCGUCCUAAGCGUCUAAAGUAUGCCCGAAAUUCGGCUAUCGCGAUAACCCGAAUAUUCAAUGAGUGCCUAGGCAUAAACGUAAUACCUACAUUAUUUGAAAAUGAAGGAAAACAGUAUCUAAACUGCGUUACUUUGUCAUGUGUAUUUAUGUCUGGGCGUACAUUUACACAUAGGAUUUGUUUUUGCUUAAUGUUGUAAACACUCGUUUCUCCUGCCUCUGGCCCUGCCCUAAGGGGUGACCAACAAGUUGCUUUAUUUACUAGGCACAGCAGUAGUACAUUAAUUAUGUUCAGAAUGAUGAUAAUUGUGCAGUGAUGAAUCAAGAGUAUGUUUGUCUUUAUCGCACAUUUGCAAAAGUAGUUACCUACGAGUAAUAUAGGUAACUAAAAUUUUCAGUAAAUUGUGAUUUCAAAAAUUAAAUCAAUUUAUAUAUAAGCACAUUAAUACCACGCCCACCCAUCCAGAAUUGGCUCUAAUUUUGAAAUCCAGCCUUAUCAAAAGUACUUGAAUUGAAAUCUAAGCCUAAUUGAAUUAAAAGUAAAUUUGAAAAUUUGGCUAAUAGUUAUUAUUAUUAAUUACUUAGAUUAACAAAUUCUAAAGCGUUUGAUGAAGACAAACAUGAUUUUGCUAUUGUUCUGAAUGCAUUGUAUAGUAGUUUUUUCUUAAUCAAUCUUUUUGGACAGGAUUUAAAAGAAAAGUUUUUUGUCUGAUGAACGCACUUGUAAAUAAUAAUAUGAAGAGAAAUUUAUUUUUGUUAUUGAUUGUACGGAUUUCUUGUUUUUUUUUUUGUGUUGACUCAGAAUGAACUUUUAGUUGGUUUAAUUACGAAAUAAUAAAGAGUUUUCGUAUA
This is a messenger RNA of Bicyclus anynana (squinting bush brown), 11750 nucleotides long. RefSeq lists its product as uncharacterized. The record is from RefSeq and is a predicted model, not a curated record. The coding region runs from base 553 to 2502 and encodes 649 amino acids. Gene Ontology annotation, molecular function: ubiquitin conjugating enzyme binding; zinc ion binding; ubiquitin protein ligase activity. Gene Ontology annotation, cellular component: ubiquitin ligase complex; cytoplasm. Gene Ontology annotation, biological process: protein polyubiquitination; positive regulation of proteasomal ubiquitin-dependent protein catabolic process; ubiquitin-dependent protein catabolic process. NCBI's taxonomy places the organism in Eukaryota, Metazoa, Arthropoda, Insecta, Lepidoptera, Nymphalidae. The transcript has 12 exons.